This is a messenger RNA of Sodiomyces alkalinus F11, 410 nucleotides long. RefSeq lists its product as hypothetical. NCBI's taxonomy places the organism in Eukaryota, Fungi, Ascomycota, Sordariomycetes, Glomerellales, Plectosphaerellaceae. The transcript has 2 exons. The coding region runs from base 93 to 329 and encodes 78 amino acids. The record is from RefSeq and is a predicted model, not a curated record.
GCAGCCAGGGGAGUACUGAGACCGCCAAGAGAGACGGUGGGGCCCCGGGACAUUGCCGAUGGCAGACGGGCAGGAUUUGGUUGGGCGGUUGGAUGGGGUGUGGGUUCUGGCGUUGCUGGUGGUGUGCGCGUCCUCGUAAUGCACCGAAGGCCGGCCAGGUCACGGGUCGUCGUCAGGCAUGGUGGCUUUCGCUUUCGGUCUUGAGUGGGUUUGGUUUGCGAAAAUCGGUACGACAGUCGGAACUCGUAGCAAGCAGGCAAUUGAAGUUGACGAUUUGCGACGCAGUCGACCAAGCAUACCGCGACAGUGAAGACGAGUCGCCCGCUUAGUACUUCAAAAUGAUGUACAGGGCGUGGAUGAUACCAGGGAGGUAACCUGAGUUGGGAGUGUCAGUCUAAUUGUGUGACUGG